Camellia sinensis is the source of this 725-nucleotide messenger RNA. The record is from RefSeq and is a predicted model, not a curated record. NCBI's taxonomy places the organism in Eukaryota, Viridiplantae, Streptophyta, Magnoliopsida, Ericales, Theaceae.
CUUUGGUUGCUUUUGUGGAGAAAGAGAGAGCUCAGAUUGAGAAGAUACAAAAUGCAGCCAAGGGGGAGUGGUAGCUCAUCAAAACUUAAUCGAAAUGAAAUUGAGAAAAGCCGAAGAUUGCAACUCAAAGAUCUCUAUUCCAAGCUUGCUUCUCUCAUCCUUAAACAACCCUCAGAGGAAGGAUUGCCAUUACGUGAUAUGUUGGAGCAAGCCACCAAGUAUGUGGUGGAGCUGAAACAGAAUGUGGAGGAGCUGAAGCGGAGGAAGGCAACCCUUAAAGGCGAUGAGGGUGGUUCUGAGGAGAGGUUACCGGUCUUGAUGGUACGACACAUGGGUUCAACUUUGGAGGUGAAUUUGAGUACUGGGUUGGACAAGAAAUUCAAGUUACAUGAAGUUUUGAGUGUUCUCAAGGAAGAAGGACUUGAAGUUGUAAGUGCUAGUUACUCUACUGUGGGAAACCAAACCUUCUACACCAUUCAUGCUCAGAUUUUAUAUUCAAGAAUUGGGAUAGAGACUUCAAGAAUGCAUGAAAGAUUGGAGGGACUCAUUCAUUGAAUUUAUGUAAUCUUUUUGGUCUUAGCCACUCCCACUGUGACCUAGUCAUAAAUGGUUGGAGAGAGAAAACGAUCAAAGAUUUUUGUACUUUGCAGGGAUAGACUGUGUCCGCUGACUCCAUCAAUUCGAUCCAAAAAGAUUAAUAAACUUUUUUUAUUGCAUUUAUUUUA